UUUCCCAUCCCAUCGGUGUGCACUAAUCCGAAAUUUUACAGACCAUCCCCCAGUCCCCCACACAUGAUGAGGCCAUGAAAACCAGUCCCCUAGCUAACCCUAACCAAAGUACAAUGGUUGUGGAGUAGCAAUGAUUUAGGCCAGGGGUUCCACUCAAAGGCCCAAUAGGAUAGAUAAAAGGAAAAUAAGAAAAGAUGAAUGUAUCCACAAUUCACAUAGUCCCAUCUCAUUUCUAUAUAUCCCCUGAUCUUUCAAUCUACUACAUAAAGCCAACAAGUUGAGUACCAGCUGGUGGUAGAAAAAAUAUAGAGGAGAGGUCCUGAGGCAUAGUAGUAGAGUGAUCUCAGCUACUUGCUUGCUCGCACACGAGCUAGAAAGAACAAGAACCAAUUCUGCAUCCCUAAGCUAAGCUUAGCUAGUAUCCUAAGGUGACACUAUAUGUAUGUGGUAUAUAUCUAGAUAUAUUAUAUAUAUACACACAAAAGCGCGAACCAUUCCCGCAGCAAAAAGACCCAAGGCCAGGUGAGCUCUCUCGCUCGCCCGCUCGCACGUGUAGCGGACAAACUCAUCGCUCGGUUGAGUUCUUCUUCUUCUCCUCCUCCUCCUCGUGCGCGCUCUGCAAGCCUGCAACCCCAUGAGCUAGCUAGCUCGGCGAAGCGGCCGGCGGCGAGAGAGGGGGAGAGUGCCGGUGGGGACGGAGGAGAUCGGUCCGUACGUGCUGCCGGCCGGCGAGCCGACGUCGGGCAUGGACACCAUACGGUGCUGCAUCGCGUGCAUCCUGCCGUGCGGGGCGCUGGACGUGGUGCGCAUCGUGCACUCCAACGGCCGCGUGGAGGAGAUCAGCCGGCCGGUGCUCGCCGGCGAGAUCAUGAAGGCGUACCCCAAGCACGUCCUCCGGAAGCCGCCGUCCACGUGCCCCGCCGACGGCGGGGGAGGCGGGAUCGUCGUCCAGAAGCCCGUCAUCCUGCCGCCCAAUGCCGAGCUGCAGAAGGGCAAGAUCUACUUCCUCAUGCCGGUGAUGGCCCCACCGGAGAAGGAGAAGGAGAAGGAGAAGGCGAAGGCGGCCCAAGCGCAGGCGCCCGCGGCGGCGAGGAGGCGGCGGAGGAGGAAAGAAACCGCUGAUGAGGCCGCCGGCGGCCGAGCUGCCAGCAACGCAGCGGCCGCGCCGCCCACCCGCGUCGGCUCGGAGGGCGAGAAGGAGCGGCUGCUGGCCAACGAGAGGUACCUGUCGGAGAUCAUGAAGGAGAAGGCGUCGACGGCGAGAGACCGGCGGCGCGGGCGCGUCGCCGUGUGGCGACCUCACCUGGAGAGCAUCACCGAGGAUGACUUGUAAUCAAACGAGGUGUUCGUUUUUUUUUCUUCUUCUUCUCUAUUUUUUCCCAUUGGGUUCUUGUUUUUUUACUUAGUUUCUUUUGCCAAUUCCUUCUGUUUGCCCUCCGGGUUUUUAUUUUUUAUUUUUACUUUUGCCAUUCUUUCCCCGGCCCGUCUCCUUUAUUAGAGCAUCAUCCUCUUCCCUGCUCCUUUACAGGGUGAAAUGAUGUCUUUGUGAAGAAAAAGAUACAAUUUUUGCUAUGCCCCUCUAUCUUUACAGCACCUAUGAUCCAGUUAUGGGCUCAACUAGUUACUAGUUGCUACAGCAGUUUGCAUUGUUCUGUACAUACAUAUUAAAAUUGUGUAAACAAUAUUUCUCUAGCAUCCUUCUAGCAAAGGUGCAAUUAUAUAUUUUUUUUCUGAAA
Messenger RNA from Oryza sativa Japonica Group (Japanese rice), 1736 nucleotides. RefSeq lists its product as uncharacterized. The record is from RefSeq and is a predicted model, not a curated record. NCBI's taxonomy places the organism in Eukaryota, Viridiplantae, Streptophyta, Magnoliopsida, Poales, Poaceae.